Molecule: messenger RNA, 1807 nt
Organism: Hevea brasiliensis (rubber tree)
Lineage: Eukaryota; Viridiplantae; Streptophyta; Magnoliopsida; Malpighiales; Euphorbiaceae
Product: MLO-like protein 3
Exons: 15
Coding region: 54-1619 (521 amino acids)
Biological process (GO): defense response
Cellular component (GO): membrane
Source: RefSeq, a predicted model, not a curated record
GAGAGAGAGAGAGAAACUCUCUUGAGUUUUAGCAGUCUUUGGCAUAGAUCGACAUGAUCAGUUGGAUUAUGGCAGCAGGAGAUUCAUCAAGUGGUUCACUCGAAUAUACACCAACAUGGGCACUUGCCACUGUUUGCUUUGUGUUCAUCUCCAUUUCCAUUGUUAUAGAGCACAUCUUCCAUCUCCUCACCAACUGGCUUAAGAGCCGUCGAAAAACUGCUCUGAGUGAAGCGGUGGUCAAGCUCAAAUCAGAGUUGAUGCUGUUGGGUUUCAUUUCACUGAUGUUGGCAGUGACUCAAGAAUCUAUAUCUAAAAUCUGCAUACCCACCAAGAUUGCAGACUCUAUGCUUCCAUGUCGCAAAGAGAUUGAAUCAGAAACCAUCAAAGUGAAAGAAUAUGAGCACUUUGUGAAAAGAUUGGCUGGGAAUUGGUCAUUGUUAGCUAAAGUUCAAAGGCACCAUAGAAUAUUAGCGGAUGAUGAGGCUGAUGAAACUAGUGCAGAUUCUGAUGAUCCCUGCAGUUCAAAAGGAAAGGUUUCUUUAAUAGCAGAAGAUGGGAUCCACCAGCUUCACAUAUUCAUCUUUGUGCUAGCAGUUAUGCAAAUUGUGUACAGUGUUCUAACUAUGGCUUUGGGCAGGGCCAAGAUGAGACGCUGGAAAGCUUGGGAGAAUGAGACUCAAACAACUGAAUACCAAGUUGCUAAUGAUCCAAAUCGAUUUAGAUUUGCAAGACAAACAACAUUUGGAAGACGACACAUAACAAGUUACAAAGAAACAUCAGCAUAUUUAUGGACUAAAUGCUUUUUCAGACAAUUCUUUAAUUCAGUGGCAAAAGUUGAUUAUCUCACCUUGAGACAUGGAUUUAUCUCGGCUCACAUGUCAACAUUGAACAACAACUUCAAUUUCCAACAAUACAUACAACGAUCCCUGGACGAAGAUUUUAAGAUCGUGGUUAGCAUCAGCCCUUUAAUGUGGCUUCUAGUUGUCAUUUUCAUGUUGGUCGACGUACGUGGUUGGAAAGUAUUUGUUUGGAUAUCCUAUAUUCCACUAUUGGUGGUGCUGAUUCUGGGAACCAAACUUGAAGUCAUUGUUGAACGAAUGGCUAUGCACAUCAAUGAACAAAACAGUGUGAUUAUUGGCACCCCUCUUGUUCAACCAAAUGAUAAUCUCUUCUGGUUUGGACGCCCCCAAUUUGUUCUUACUCUCCUGCAUUAUACUCUAUUUCUGAAUGCAUUUGAACUUGCCUUCUUCAUUUGGGUUACGAUAGAAUUUGGGUUGGAUUCAUGUUACCAUGAGCACACUGUAGUCGUGGUCGCAAGGGUGGUGUUAGCGGUAACAGUUCAAGUACUUUGCAGCUACAUCACUCUUCCCCUCCAUGCACUUGUCACACAGAUGGGGUCAGAAUUCAAGAGCAAGGUAGUAGAGGAGCAAGUGGCACAAAUUAUAAAGCAAUGGCAUGAAGAAGUGAGGGAAAGAAGGAAGAAACAAGAAAAAUCUUUACAAUCUUUAAGGGAUACUUCUAAUUUGUCUGCAGACUGGAGCUUCAGAAAUAUGCGUAGUCCUACUGAAAAUUCAAGACUUGAAAACAAUUACAGUGAAAGAGAAAUCGCUCAAGUAUAAAUGCCUUAUUAACUGAGACCCUUGUGGCCUUGCUUUAUUAUAUCAACAUUGUUAAACAUAUGGAAAAAAGUAGGGGAAAAGAAGUUUAUUUUAGAAAGAAAUUUGUUUCUUUUUUCAACUCUCUUGCACUUUCUCAAGAUGUAAUCCUCUAAUAGUCAUAAUAAAUUCUCCUCAAAAGGUUUCAAAUC